UCAAGUUCGGUCAUUUAAAGAGUCGGAAGUACUAGAAUCGUUUCUUCAUACAUUCAUAAAGUAGUUGUUGUUUGUAACAUUCAGAAAUCGAAAUUACUAGAAGAUCUUCAUCGUAGUAACAUACAACAACAUUCCCAAGUCCAAGAAAACCGAAGAUGAGGGCUGUUGCAGUAGCCCUACCUGGUGGACCUCAAGUUCUGCAAGUUCAAGAAAUUGAUGAACCUCAACUCAGACACGAUCAAGUUCUCAUCAGAGUCCACUUCGCCGCCGUUAACAGAGACGACAUUUCUCUCCGACAAGGCGCUUCCCGUUUCCCUGAACAUGGAACUCUUUUCCUAGGUUUUGAAUGUUCUGGAAUUAUCGAAUCCGUCGGUAAAAGCGUCUCCAACUGGAAAAUCGGUGAUAAGGUUUGUGCUCUUCUUGAUGGAGCUGGAUAUGCUGAGAAAGUAGCUGUUUGUGAGGGACAAGUUUUUCCGAUUCCGACCGGGGUUUCUAUGGAGGAGGCAGCCAGUCUUCCCUUCGUUGCAUGCACUGUCUGGUUAAGUGUCUUUGUUACCAGCAGACUAUGUAGAGGGGAAACCUUGUUGAUUCAUGGAGGUUGGGGCGGAGUCGAUGCAUUUGCAAUUCAGGCAGCUAAGUUCUAUGGAUCAAGAGUAAUUGUUGCUACAGUUUAUGAUGAUAAGAUAGGUUAUUACUUGAGUCUUGACCCCGAUGUUUGCAUCAAUUACAAAACUGAGGACUUUGCUGCUAGAGUGAAGGAAGAAACUGGUGGUCGAGGUGUGGAUGUGAUUCUUGAUUGUAUUGGAACACCUUACUUUCAAAAGAAUAUUGAGAGCUUGAAUGUUAAUGGAAGGCUUUUCAUUAUCAGCACUCUAGGGGCAACUUUGUUUACACAGAUGGAUCUAAAGGUUUUAGUUACCAAGCGUCUCACAGUAACGGGGGGUUACUUGCAUAGUUGGUGUGCUAGAAGUAAGAUAUUGAUCAUUGAUGAUGUGAAGAAGAAUCUUUGGCCUGCAAUUGGAAAAGAAAAAGGAAUGAUACUGCCUUUGGUCCACAAAUGUUUCUCUUUUUCUGAAGCAGAUGAGGCUCACCGGCUUGUGGAAACUGGUCACCAGAUUGGAAAGAUAUUGCUUAUCCCAUGAAAACCAUGGUGAAUACUCGACCGAUGUGUACAUGAAACAGUAUAGGAUCUUUUGAGUUUUAGACCUAUGUUCUAUCCAUGUACAUGAAACAACAUAUGUUGGAUUGUUUGUUCGAUCGAUCUACAUGAAACAACAUACUUUUGGAUCAUUUGAAUUUAGACCUUUGUUGAUUGAUGUGUACAUGAAACAACAUAUUUUUUUGAAUCAAUAUUUGUAUAAA
This is a messenger RNA of Lathyrus oleraceus (garden pea), 1362 nucleotides long. RefSeq lists its product as uncharacterized. The transcript is spliced from 6 exons. The record is from RefSeq and is a predicted model, not a curated record. NCBI's taxonomy places the organism in Eukaryota, Viridiplantae, Streptophyta, Magnoliopsida, Fabales, Fabaceae. The coding region runs from base 156 to 1142 and encodes 328 amino acids. Gene Ontology annotation, molecular function: oxidoreductase activity, acting on NAD(P)H; NADPH binding.